This is a messenger RNA of Tigriopus californicus, 2273 nucleotides long. RefSeq lists its product as uncharacterized. The transcript has 2 exons. NCBI's taxonomy places the organism in Eukaryota, Metazoa, Arthropoda, Copepoda, Harpacticoida, Harpacticidae. The record is from RefSeq and is a predicted model, not a curated record. The coding region runs from base 91 to 2034 and encodes 647 amino acids.
ACUCUUCCGCGUCUUUUCUACUGUCAAGUUCUCAAAAAGCUCUCUACUGCCAUUUUUCAAGCUUUGAAUGUUCAAUUAAUCUUGAGCAAGAUGAUGUUGCCUUAUCCGAAGAGACGGCCAAGCAAGGCCUUGACUUUGUCAUUCCUAUUGGGACUGAGCCUCAAUUGCGUUCAUGUGGCGGCCAAAGCGGAAGCCGAGGCCGAUCCCCAGGCAGAGGCCAUGCCUGACCCCGACCCACAAUACAUGAUGAUGAGCCCACCCAGUAUGGCUCCAUUUCCAAAAAGUCCUUGUGAAAUGACCAACCAAUGUUGUGGAAUGGCCAAUUCCAAUUGUUGUGUAGGAGGUCAAAAAUGCUAUACCACCUACGAGCGGAAAUGCGAAACUGAGGACGAUCCUCAAUGUCAAAUGUCUAUGAAGCGAGUUUGCGCCACCGAAACACGGCCAUCUUGCCGAUUGGUUACCGAGAUUGUGCAGAGGGAAUUUACGGGCUCAGUUUGCACGCCCAAGCCCCUAACCAAAUGUUGGACUUACGAAAAGAAAGUAUGCACCCCAAGUUCAAAACCCGCCUCUCAAGAUGUCACUUGGGAAAACGACAUCGUUCAACCCCUGGAUGCAAAGACCAAACAACAGUGUUACCAAGAAACCGUGUACAAUUGCAUGGAAAAAGUCUACUCUGACGUGGUUACCAAUCAAGUUGAAAAGACGCGGGUUGUCCCAGAUUCACGACAGCAAUGCAGCAAUGUCCCGGUGGUGGGCAAAUCGACCACGGUCACUGUGCCAGUCGUGAGCAUUUCGUACCGAACUGCUUGUUAUGACAUCCCUGCGCCCAGAUGUUCCACCUCCAUGUGCGGCACUGGAACUUGCGGACAAGGCCAAAGCGUUUGCUCCAGGAAUGAUUACAACACCCAAACAGUCUGUCCAAGCGGAGUGAACAAUCCCAAUCAGAAUUGCCAACAAGUUCAAAGACCCGUGUGUUAUGAUCAGGGCCCUCAAUGUAAUGCGGGAAGUCAGCAAUGUUGCGGGCAACAGACUCAGCGAGUUUGCCGUCAAGUUCCUGAGAGGAACGUCCAACAAGUCAGCCGAGUCAUUCCUGGACAAGUUACUUACCAACGCUCCUGCCAAACGAUUGAUUUCAGUCGUACAGAAAAGUAUCUUGAGCCUGUACAACAAGUGGUGAAUCGAACCAAGAAGGAGUGCCCAUCGAGCAUUGUGUCCAAAUGUGCCAACAUAACUGUGUCCGAUUUCAAAGUGGUUACCGAAAAGAAAACCCAGAGUGUCACAGUUCAGCUCCCAGACUGUAAUCACCAAACCGUGCAAGAUGAGUUUUGCCACACAUUUCCAAACGGCGACUCGGCUUGUCGUAGUACCUCGAUCAAGAAGAGUCUAAAGAUCACCAAGCUCAAAUGCAACGGACAAGAGCAAAGACCUGUUUGUAAGGAUAUCCCAAAAAUGGAUUGUCGUCUUGCUACGUCAGCCAAAUGCAAAAUGGUUCCUCGACAAGUGUGUCAGAAAUCGUGCUCAGACUCUCCACUUUGUAAUCAAUGUAAUCAAUUCAUGCAGCAAGGCCCUGGCUUUGGAUCCUGCCCAAGCAGUGGUUGUGGAACAAUCAUUCCCAAUAUUCCAUUGUUGCCAGACGGUGGAUCGUAUGGACCGAGUGGGGUGACUGAAUUCCCUGGAAUUGGUGGUGGGGGAUUUUACCCUGGGGGAGAAAUUGGCGGCGGUGGAUCAUAUCCUGGAAACGAAAUUGGCGGGGACAGUUAUUAUCCUGGAAAUGGGAUUGGUGGGGGAAGUUACUACCCUGGAAAUGGAAUUGGUGGGGAAAGUUACUACCCUGGAAAUGGAAUUGGUGGGGGAAGUUACUACCCUGGAAAUGGAAUUGGUGGGGGAAGUUACUACCCUGGAAAUGAGAUUGGUGGAGGGGGUUUGUAUCCCGGAGAAGAGGUCGGAGGAGAUGGCUCUUACCCAGGUCAAAUGGGUGGGGGUGGAUCCUAUCCUGGUUCUGGCGUGGGCGGUGGUGCAAGCUACGGUGGCUAAGAGGGUUUCACGGCAGAUGAAGCAUCUGCCAAGUGUACAUCUUUGAGUUCACAGGAUCAAGAACACAAUUAUUGAUGGACAAAUCUUGUUUGGCAUCAUCAUUGCUAACUGAAGUUGAUGCCUUGUUAGUUGAGUCCUUUGUAGCCUUACAAGUUAUUACCUCGUUUCAAUUACCUCUAAGGGUUGAUCUCCUUCUUUUGUACAUAUUUUGGACAAAAUAAACGUUACGACAGGCUCAA